AUGGUUAUUUCAACCAAUGAAUUCUUCUCCACAUCACGCAAUAUCGGUGUAGCGCUUAACUUUGCUAGUCAAGGACCUGUUAAUGACGCCUUUCAGAUUGUUCUAUUCGAAAUUCAAGCUGAUGCAUCCCUGGCAACAGUUAUCUUUGCUGAUAUUGAAGAAAAAACUGCCGUACGAGGCGAACAAGAAGUUCUUUUCAAUCUUAAUGCUGUCUUCAAAAUUCAUUCUUUUCAGUUUGACUCGAAUCUUGUACUGUGGAAAGUACAAUUAAUUGCAACUGAUGAAAGUUCAGAUAAGAUUCAGCAAUAUAUCAACCUUUCAAAACAACAAUUAGAAGAAUCCUCACCGAUUAUAUACUUCGGUCGCCUUUUACGAGAUGAAUUAGGACAAGUCAAUCGAGCCGAUAAAUAUUUCCGCACCAUACUCGAAUCUUUACCACCUGAUCAUCCUGAAAUUGCUUCUGUUUACAACCAGAUUGGAAUUGUGCAUCAGAGAAGAAGCGAGCUAAAAUUAUCAUUAGAAUACUUUGAGCUUGCAUAUAAAAUUCGUAAAGAAAAAUUACCUUCUGAUCAUCCUCAGAUAGCUGCUUCGCUGUACAAUAUCGGAACUAUUCACAGAAGAAAAGAGAACUUCGAGUCAGCACUCGAUUAUUUUCAACAAGCUUUACAAAUAUAUGAAAUAAAUUCUUCAAAUGAUACUAUGGAGAAAAUAACGACCAUCGAAUGUAUUGGAAGAGUAUAUAGUGAUAAAAAUGAAUUAGAUACCGCUCUAAUUUAUUUUAAUCGUGCUCUUGAUAUGCACAAAAGAAUUCUACCUGAUCAGCAUCCUAAUCUUGCUCGAUGUCGUGGUGCUAUUGGAUGGGUCUAUAAGAAAAAGGGUAAUUUAGAUGUUGCAUUGGAUUAUUUUCAUCGAACGCUUAAAAUGGAAGAAAAAGUUGGCGAGAGUCAUCCUUGUGUUGCUCGAACACUGAUGACCAUGGCCAACAUGCUUCAAGACAAUGAUUCACAAAAAGCACUUGAGUAUUAUGAACAAGCUCUAUCUAUCGUCGAAAAUUCAGUACCACCAGAUAAUCAAACAGCCUUCUAUUGUCUUUCUGGAAUGGGUCGUCUGCAUAAUAAAAAUAACAUGUUAGAAGAUGCUUUACGAUGCAAUCUCAAAGCAAUUGAAUUUCAUCGACGAGUACUUUCACCAGAUCAUACUCAUCUUGGAGAUCUUUUGAAGAAUAUUGGUUUUUGUUAUCGAAAUAUGCACAAUACACAACAAGCGCUGCACUAUUUCAAUGAAAGUCUCGUGAUAUAUCGAGUUAAUUACGAACCAGAACAUGACAAAAUAAAGAAACUCGAGGCACAAAUUGCAAGAUUGAGUAGAAACCGAAACGCUACAGUUAAUACUAGAACAACACGUGUAACGGCAAGCGAAAGAACGUCGAACGCUCCCAGUUCUAAUUCACAUUCGCGUAUUUCACAACAAACAUCAACAUCAAUGACAGAGUCUUCAUCAGAAGUAAAAGAGACUCUCGCUUCACUCAAUCUUCGAGGUAAUGAAAUUGGAACUCAAGGAGCACAAUAUCUAGAUGAUGUGCCAAAACGUGUAACAAAUAAUCGACCAACAAAUGAAACAAUUGACAGUAGUGAAUUUACUGAAACAAUAGGUUCUUAUUUAAUUCGUUUACCAAAAUAUUCUCAUCGUUCAUCAGGUGGAUUUAUUUGUGAGAUAUUUAUUUCACUUUAUUCUCAAUUCAUUAAAAUAUUUUUUUUUCUAAGUUAUGAUUAUUAUUGGCAUUAUUAUCGUUGGGUACCAUCACGCAUAACAGCACAGGUUUUGAUAGAGUGA
Molecule: messenger RNA, 1833 nt
Organism: Rotaria sordida
Lineage: Eukaryota; Metazoa; Rotifera; Eurotatoria; Philodinida; Philodinidae
Source: the annotation of a GenBank genome assembly